Molecule: messenger RNA, 5421 nt
Organism: Thunnus maccoyii (southern bluefin tuna)
Lineage: Eukaryota; Metazoa; Chordata; Actinopteri; Scombriformes; Scombridae
Product: neurabin-1-like
Exons: 19
Coding region: 986-4978 (1330 amino acids)
Biological process (GO): neuron projection development; actin filament organization; calcium-mediated signaling
Cellular component (GO): dendrite; postsynaptic density; actin cytoskeleton
Molecular function (GO): actin filament binding
Source: RefSeq, a predicted model, not a curated record
GUCAGUGGUUCAGCUACUGGAGUAGUUUACACAGGAUUAACGGGGCAUAAUCCAUUUACAGUAUUUAGAGACAUGAGUCGCCAUCUGUCUGUAUUUAUCACAGUGAGGGAGCCGUCAGCACCGGCCGACUCCACACCGACAACACUUCUACGGUAAGACGAAACUAUCGGGAGAAGUGUAGGACGAAACUAAAAAGCUACCUUUGUUAAAUGCUGCUUAAUGAGUCUGUUCAGUUAACAGUUGGUCGGCACUGGAAGUGACCUAACGUCUGUCACAACCUUUAAACUGCGCGCGCGCCUCAACCAGGUCGAUGAGAUUUGCUGCCUUCAAAUGCCGUCGUAAUCUUCUGCUUCUGCUCCGACCACUGCGCAUAGUUUCGUGUAUUCUACAAUACACAUUUAAUACAAAUACUGCAGUUGUUUCAUUUUAGACACGAAGAACGGUUUACAGAGAAGACACACUACACCAGGCAUCAAACCGAGGUUCAGUUACUUACGCCACCUAACUUAGCAAGUUGAAUAAACAAAAAGGAAACGUAAAAUUUGCCUAAUACUGGCUUUCUGUUGCUCCUUACUCGAUAUAUGUACAAUGACAAAACAUUAAGAACAAAAUAAACUGAGCCACACUGACUCUAAUUUCAAAUGGGUGGUUAAGAAUGAGCAUUUUCCAUUUUCCGUUUGUUUUCAAUCCGUUUAGUUUCUUACAGCACGUGAAAGCAGCAAACAAGUUAAUUGUAAAUACCUGUGUGGAGUUGGUGUGUAACAAAAACGCUAAGUGUCUACGUUUAUGGCGGAGCUGACAAUCGCUUAUCUUCCAAUUGCUCAGAGACUUUUGCUAUGGUGAUGGAUAAUACAUUUUAGAAGACUACUUGAGGACUAUGAGGUUUACAGACCAAGACCCUGCCUUUAUCACCUGCUGUCACCAACAAAUGCAGUAGUAACCUCUUAAAACACCAGCUCUACUUUCCAAGAGCAUACAUCCCCAGAUGAUGCGGACGGACAGCAAAGGCCGGAGUGCCUCUCCUCACAGGAUAACCUACAAGUCUGACUUCCAUGCUAUCAAAUGCUCCUUUGACACUGGGACCAGUCUUCAACGAGGGACCAAAUCUGUUGCUGCCUCUGCUGUGCAUCAAACUAGGCUGCCAUCAAGCUUGCCAGAUCCCAUAAUGUCUCACACCAGCAGUGGCACCACAGGCAGCAGAGGGAGGGUCAACAGCACCAGGGGGACCAAGAUCAGAGACAACAUCUUCCUCCAAAUGGACAGCCAGCAGCUGAAACAAGACAGUGGUCCAGUGCUGACUUCUGGCCCCACAUCCGUUCUUUCUCCUCAAAUUCCUAGCCUGCACCUCCAAACUUCAUCUUUCUCUGGACCCAGGCGUUCGGUCAUGAGUUCCUCAUCUGUUCUGAGCACUGUGGCCAGCAUUUCUACCCCUGAAUCCUCUCUGCAAGAUAAGCUGUCUAGAUCAGAGGAGAUAACGGAUAUUGAAAGAGCUGCUCUGGCUCAAAAGUUCUCUGUGACCCGAAGGUUGUUUGAGAACAAGGUGAUUGAGGUCGGAGGUGGUGAAGGACAGGUUUCAAAAGGUGUGACUUGCAGAGGAAGCAAGGGGAUAGCAGAUGAGAACCAGCUGGAAAAGGAGGAAGAGGUAAGCGGAAAAGGGAAGCACACAGAGGAGGAUGGCUUAGAUGAAGACAAAUCCAUAAACCAACCCACCAUAAAUAUUUCCUCACCAAAGCCCUCUGCACAGGCCUCAAUGACAAGGCACCCUAAAUCUCUUGUAUUAGAUGGCCCCAGUGGAGCAUCCAACAAAUCUUCCGAUAUUGAUGAACAUGGUCAAACCGCAGUAUCACGAAGUGAGGGAGCAUCACAAACUGAGGAAGAGAAAGCAUCUCUCGGCCCCUGCUUGACCCCUGAGGAACCAGUCAGGGCAGAGCUAGUGGACGUGAAGAACGAGUCAUCCGAAAGCGAUGAGAAUGAAGAAGAAAAAGAGCGCAAAGAGGAUAAGAACUGGCUUAAGGAUGAGGGGGUGAAGCAUAUGGAUAAAAACACAGCAGAAAGUGUGCCGGACCUUGUGGAUGAUGUUUUUGAAGAAACCAGUAUGGAAACAACACCAGGACGUGAAGUGCCUGUUGAUCCUCGCAUAGUGGAAAACAGAGUGGAGCUAAAAGCAGGAGAAGGUACAUCUGUUGUUCCCUCAGAAGAACACCAGAAGGAGUUAUCCACCAGGAUGCCAUGUGAAGGACAGACUAAAGAUGACAAGGAAGAAGAAAGAGACAAGUAUCAGCAGGUGAAUGAACAAUGGCAGCGUGAAAGGGAGGAGCAGAACAGACAGUUCAUUGCACAGGCUGAGGAGUCAACAGAAGAGGGGGGAAACAGGGAGGAUAAGAUGGAUGAGGUAGUGGAGGAAAGUGCUGGAAAGAGAGAGAGACGUAUUGUGCAAGAGGAGGAUGUUGACAAAGAGUCGUGCUGUGAGGGGAAAGGUGGAGAAACAGAGUGCAGACAAAGUCAAGAGGGAAAAGAGGCAGGUCCAGCAUCUGAACUUCAGGAGGAGUAUGCCAGUGUGGUUAAGGGGAAAGAUGAUGGAAACAGAGAUAAAGAGGGUCAAACUGGAUCUGUAGAUGUGUGUGGGAUUGAGAAUAAGGCUUUUAUGUGCAAUCAGGAGGCCCAGUCUCACUCAGAUCAUCCAACAUCACCAAGACCGGACAGGAAAAACUCUCUGCAUACAGGAAAUCCACUUUUAUCCAAAUGCGAGGAAAUCUCUGCUGGUCUUGACCUGGCUGAUCAGGACAAUGAAGAGACAGCAGAAACUUCGAACAGAAAGGUCAGGUUCACCUCGUCACCAAUCAAGGUGUUCAGCACCUAUUCUAAUGCAGAGUACGACAGACACAAUGAAGAUAUUGACCCAAUGUCCGCCUCCGCUGAGUAUGAGCUGGAGAAGAGAGUGGACAGGAUGCACGUUUUUCCAGUGGAGAUAGAAAAGGAGGACGAGGGUCUGGGCAUCAGUAUCAUAGGAAUGGGUGUAGGGGCUGACCAGGGCCUGGAAAAACUGGGAAUCUUUGUCAAGACAAUCACUGAAGGAGGAGCAACAGAGAAGGAUGGAAGGAUUCAGGUGAAUGACCAGAUCGUGGAGGUGGAUGGGGUGAGUUUGGUUGGAGUGUCCCAGCUGUUUGCAGCCACAGUCCUCAAGAAUACAUCAGGCCUUGUCAAGUUUUUAAUUGGUCGAGAGAAGGAGGGAGUGGAGAGUGAGGUGGCACGGCUAAUCAAUGAAAGCCUGGAAAUGGAUAAAACAUCUAGAAAGAGAGGAAGGAUGAGUGGAGAUGAAGACACUGACUGUAGCCUGUCAGAGAGGGGCUCAGUGGCUGAAGAAGAGGAAGAAGAUGAAGAGGAGGAUGUGUCUACACUUUCCAGUCUGGACAACUACCAGCUCUGCCUCAGAUACCAGCAGCUCCAGUCAAAACUACGAAGCAGAGUAGAACAGCUUCAAUGUGCUAGAGAAAAGUUAAAGGCAUGGGAGGAACAGCAGGCAUGUUGGGAUAGCCUGAAGCUGGAGCUGGAGCAAAGAGUGGAGGACGGAGAGGAGAAAGCUGACAAACUUGAGAAGUAUUGGCAGGAGGCCCAAACACUGUGCAGGGUUGUGAGCCAGCGACUGGCGGAUGCUCAGAGCCAAUCAGAAAGCCUGGAAAUCAAAUACAGCAAGGCCAAGAGACUGGUCAGAGAAUACCAGAGCAGAGAGGAGGAGAGGGAGAACAGAGAAGCAGAUCUGAGGAGAGAAAUGGAGGAGAGAGAUAAGCAGCACAGAGAGACUGUUGAAAGACUGCAAAUCCAGCUAGCACGGCUAGAGAGAAACGAGCCAGAACCUGAAAGAAAGAACCACUCUGUGGAUGCUUCAGUCACAGGUCCAGACUGGUAUAUUCCAGUUCCUGAUACAGGACGUCUAGACUCUAGCGCUCACAUAGCAAGAGCUCAGCUGGCCCAGAAAUCCAAGCGACACCCGCCCUCACGAGACAAACUCAGAGAGAGCUUUAGAAGACAGGAAGAUGAAGUCCAGAAACUACAGGGGAGCCAAACAUUGUCUGCUUCCACAGUGUUAGGGAUGUUGCAUAGGAGCAGCAAAAGUGACCACUCUAGUACCUCCUCUUUCUCAGCCCUCAAUCCUCAUCCUCCCACCGCCUCCGUCUUUACACCUCCGAACUACAUCACUGACACUGUCACUCCUUCGCCAUGCAAGUCCUCUGCAUCCAGAAAAUCCAAAAGGAAAUUUCCUGACUUCAGUGGUCUUCGCAAGUCUCUCAGCAAAAGGAGAAGUGAGAAACAUAGCAGAAGGUCCAUGAACAACAGGGGAUCUUGUGGUGACCUGGUGGAUGAGCCUGCAGGAGUUUCUCCGUCAGGUUCAGUCACCUCCAUGCCUUCUUGCUUGCCCUUUCCCUGGUUUGGAGAGCGAGGGAGGGACAAAGAAGAGGAAGGGGAGAGAGGCAGAGAGAGGCUUCGGUCCGUGUCCAGCAGCAGUUUGCCAUACCUGACCACCACAGGUAGAAGAGAUCAGACCUUGGAUGAUGACCCAGUUCCCACUAAUAACAACAACCAAUGGCAAAGUCGACCCGCCUUGGAGUGGAACAACCAGCAGGUGUGUCUGUGGCUGAUCGCCAUGAACAUGGAUCAAUACACGGCUGAGUUUGCUGCCAGAGGUGUGGAUGGGACGCAGCUGCUCAACAUGGACAGUGAGAAACUCAAGGCUCUGGGGGUGUGCAGUCAAAGUGACCGGUCUGCCCUCAAGAAGAAGCUGAAGGAGAUAAAGAAAAGAGAGGAGAAAGAACAGAGGUGGAGAGAGAAGAGACUGAAGGAGGAAAAGGAUAAGGAGAAGAAUGCACUUUUGGACAAGGAGAGUGUAGGAAAGGAGAAAGCGAGGAUGGUGAUGGAAGAGAAAUCCGGAAAGGAGGCCGGACGCAGCGGCAGGACUGUAAGAACUGAGUCACUCCUAUAGAAGAAACACAGAAGUGAUGUCGGAGUUACUUCACAUUUCACACCCACCUCUGUCGUUUGUCUUGUUGCCACCAGCAUGAUGGUGUGUUUGCAGUCGUACACACACGAAACACACUUGAACGGAUUUCAAGUUAGCUAGAUAUACUGUACACAUCCUGUUUGUCACAUCUUGAAAAUGCUGGUUGGUUUAAUUGAUAGAAAGAUCUUCAGACUAGAACAGAGGUUGACUCCACCACCAAAGUUCACUCUCACAGCAAUUAUGUAUAUAUAUUUGUCUGUAUGUUUCAGUUUUAAAGUAUGUGAUGAUUCACUACUGUUUUACAGUGAUGUUUUUUUUAAUCAUAAACCUUAAAUUAUCCUUAGAAUGAUUUUGCUGAUUUAAGCAAUCAGGUAUUUGCUGUAAAUGCUUUUUUUAUGUAUUAAUAAAUAAUGCUUUAAACUUUC